UGUCUGUGGUCUUUUUACAAUUUUGACAGCUGCACUGAGCUAUUGCCCAUUUAUUACGUAAAUCUGUAAGGAAAAAUUCUCACAUUAUAGUGCAAGGAUCUACACAAAAUGUUGAAAGUAGCAACUACGUUGAGAUUAGUGUCCAAACAUGGCAAUCAGGUGCGAGCCUUAGCCACAGCUGCCGCGUACAAACAAGCAUUAGUCAACGUUCCACCGACAAGGCUUACAGUACUCGACAAUGGUAUCAGAGUUGCCAGCGAGGACUCCGGCGCCGCGACGGCCACCGUAGGACUGUGGAUCGACGCUGGCUCAAGGUACGAAGACUCCAAGAACAAUGGUGUCGCACACUUCCUCGAACACAUGGCAUUUAAGGGCACCAGCAAAAGAUCACAGACUGACCUAGAGCUCCUCGUGGAGAACAUGGGCGCGCACCUGAACGCGUACACAUCUCGCGAGCAAACGGUGUUCUAUGCGAAAUGUCUCGCCAACGACGUGCCCGCAGCUGUCGAGAUCCUUGCAGACAUCAUCCAGAACUCUUCCCUCGCCGAACCCGAAAUCGAACGAGAACGCGGAGUCAUCCUUCGUGAGAUGCAGGACGUGGAGAGCAACCUGCAAGAGGUAGUUUUCGACCAUCUCCAUGCCACCGCCUUCCAAGGCACCCCAUUGGGACAGACCAUCCUAGGACCCACCAAAAACAUUAAGAAAAUCUCUAAGGCAGACCUUCAGACCUACAUCAAGACUCACUACCAGCCUGCGAGGAUCGUGCUCUCUGGUGCUGGUGGAGUAGAACAUGACAGGCUGGUGGACCUUGCCAACAAGCACUUCAGUGGACUCAAGAAUACUGCUCUGGAUGUCCCUGAAUUAGCACCCUGCCGCUACACUGGCUCAGAAAUCAGAGUGCGAGAUGACUCAAUGCCUCUGGCACAUGUGGCUAUUGCCGUUGAGGGUGCUGGCUGGACCAAUGCUGAUAACAUUCCUUUGAUGGUAGCAAACACACUCAUUGGAGCCUGGGACCGCUCUCAGGGCGGUGGUGCCAACAAUGCUUCAUUCCUUGCACGUGCUGCAUCCUGUGAAAACUUAUGUCAUAGCUUCCAGUCAUUUAACACUUGCUACAAAGACACUGGUCUCUGGGGUAUCUACUUUGUCGCUGAACCUAUGCAGAUAGAUGACUUUGUAUACAAUCUCCAGAGGGAAUGGAUGAAGCUGUGCACAUCUGUCACUGAGAAUGAGGUUGACCGAGCAAAGAACCUGCUCAAGACCAACAUGCUGUUGCAGCUGGAUGGAACAACCCCAGUGUGUGAAGACAUUGGCCGCCAGAUGUUGUGCUACAACCGUCGCAUCCCCAUCCAUGAGCUGGAUGCCCGCAUUGACUCAGUCUCUGCCCAAAAUGUCCGUGACGUAUGCUACAAGUACUUGUAUGACCGCUGCCCAGUAGUGGCUGCUGUUGGUCCAACUGAAGGCCUUCCUGACUACACCAGGAUCCGUGGUGGAAUGUUCUGGGUUAGGUGUAAACACUCAUCAUAGUUACAAUUUAGAUGCUUUAUUUAAAAUCAGUUAAGAUCAAAAACACAUUAAACAAAUGUCCCAAUGUCUUGCAGUUUUAUUAUAAUAAAACACAAUGUCUUUGGUGGAGCUGUAUUUAUUAUAGACACUUAAGUAAAAUGUGUAAAUAAACAUUUUUUUUUAAUCGUA
Molecule: messenger RNA, 1692 nt
Organism: Manduca sexta (tobacco hornworm)
Lineage: Eukaryota; Metazoa; Arthropoda; Insecta; Lepidoptera; Sphingidae
Gene: UQCR-C1
Product: mitochondrial-processing peptidase subunit beta
Exons: 1
Coding region: 109-1524 (471 amino acids)
Cellular component (GO): mitochondrion
Molecular function (GO): metal ion binding; metalloendopeptidase activity
Source: RefSeq, a predicted model, not a curated record